Messenger RNA from Nerophis lumbriciformis (worm pipefish), 849 nucleotides. NCBI's taxonomy places the organism in Eukaryota, Metazoa, Chordata, Actinopteri, Syngnathiformes, Syngnathidae. The record is from RefSeq and is a predicted model, not a curated record.
AUGCACAAUUCAGGAGUCCUGUCACAAGAAAAGAUGGAGCUAGACCUGGACAGCCCAUCUUCCCUAGUUCAAAGCGAGGGGCAGCUGAGAAGAUCCAACAGUGCACCCAUGAUCAAUGGCCUAAGCGAUAACUCCCAAGUAUUCCAGAGAGACGUCUUGCGAAGCCGCAGAAAUAGCACGACCUUUGUCAACAGGCCCAAUAUGAUUCCAUCGUCACCCAUCCGUGUUCCCAGCACCAGGCUUCAUCAGAUCAAACAAGAAGAGGGUGUGGAUGUGAUGAACAGAGAAACUGCACAUGAGCGGGAAGUUCAAGCUGCUAUGCAAAUAAGCCAGUCAUGGGAGGAAAGUCUUAGUCUGAGUGACAACGAUUUGGAAAAGUCUGCGUCAUCUUCUCCGAAGCGCAUCGACUUUGUGCCCGUCUCGCCAGCACCGUCCCCUACCAGAGGGAUAGGGAAAAAGCAGUGCUUCUCCCCUUCUCUUCAAAUCCUGGUGAGCAGCAACGGCCUCACUCCCAGUCCCAUACCAAGUCCAACGCGGCGCUUUGGUCGCCGUAGCCAGAGCCCUAUCAACUGCAUCAGAGCCAGCAUACUUGGGCCUAUUAAACGCAAAGGUGAGAUGGAGACAGAGAGUCAGCCUAAAAGGCUUUUUCAAGGCACCACUAAUAUGCUGUCCUCUGACGUCUCCAACUUUUCGGAUCUUGGCUCCUGCCACUCUCCGGACGGAUUGCUGGACGGCAGCCUGAGCAGCGUCUGCUCGUCCACCGACUCCCCGGGCAAAAUGGAAGGAGCGUCCCCGUCGUCUUCCGGCAACUCUCCGUUCGCUUCCCUCCAAGAUUUGUCUCCCAAGUGA